Messenger RNA from Rana temporaria (common frog), 1082 nucleotides. RefSeq lists its product as uncharacterized. The record is from RefSeq and is a predicted model, not a curated record. The coding region runs from base 11 to 754 and encodes 247 amino acids. NCBI's taxonomy places the organism in Eukaryota, Metazoa, Chordata, Amphibia, Anura, Ranidae. The transcript is spliced from 2 exons. Gene Ontology annotation, molecular function: nucleic acid binding.
UCUAAAGUCCAUGUUAAAAAGAGUGGUCCAGAAAGACGGGAAAGAUUGGGACAUGUUACUCCCUGCCCUGUUGUUCGCUAUCCGGGAGGUACCACAGGCAUCCACGGGUUUCUCGCCAUUUGAGCUAGUGUACGGACGAAGGCCCCGGGGGUUGCUUGAUCUGGUAAAGGAAACGUGGGAAAGUGAGUCCUCCCCGCACAAAACCGUGGUAGAGCAUAUUUCUCAAAUGCGAGAAAGGGUGGCUAAAGUGAUGCCGAUGGUGAGAGAGCACAUGCAGAAGGCUCAGGAUGCCCAAAGAAGGGUAUAUAAUCGGUCGGCUAAAGUGAGACAGUUACAAGUAGGAGACAGGGUAAACUAUAAGGUACACCAACCAGGAAAAAGAAAACCCUACCAGAUUUAUCACAUAAAUUUGUUGAAGCUCUGGAGAGACAGAGAACCGGUGUCCGCGGUGGUGGCGGUACAGUCAGGGGACCAUGUAGGGAUCGACCUGGUGCAGGUUGCGGCUACCUUAACUAGGCCCCAAACCCAGCAAGUAAAAGAAUUUCUGCAAAGGAAUAGGGACAUGUUUUCAGGGUUGCCAGGGCUCACCAACGUCAUUGAGCAUGACAUUGUGACCGAGCCCAAGGUGAAAAUCCGGCUUAAACCCUACCGUAUCCCAGAAGCUCAUAGAGUGUCAGUGUCUGGAGAGGUUAAAAGGAUGCUCGAACUUGGGGUCAUCGAAGAGUCGCAGAGCGAGUGGUCCAGAUUUUUCUAAGGAUUUUAUAGUGCAGACAGAUGCCUCAAGUGAAGGGCUAGGAGCAGUUCUGUCUCAAGAAAUCAACGGAGAGGAGCAUCCAAUAGUUUUUCUUAGUAGGAAACUGACGCCAGCUGAGAAAAACUAUGCGGUGGUGGAGCGCGAAUGUCUUGCCAUCAAGUGGGCUUUGGACUCCCUACGUUAUUUUCUCCUAGGUAGGAAGUUUCGCCUUAUAUCAGACCAUGCUCCUCUUACGUGGAUGAGACAGAACAAACACACCAAUGCCAGGGUAACAAGGUGGUUUCUGUCUCUGCAGGAGUUCAAUUUCAUGGUAGAGCACAGACCCGGG